This is a messenger RNA of Mauremys mutica (yellowpond turtle), 2057 nucleotides long. It is a transcript of the gene POLL, whose product is annotated as DNA polymerase lambda. The record is from RefSeq and is a predicted model, not a curated record. Lineage: Eukaryota; Metazoa; Chordata; Testudines; Geoemydidae. Gene Ontology annotation, cellular component: nucleus. Gene Ontology annotation, biological process: double-strand break repair via nonhomologous end joining. The coding region runs from base 177 to 1931 and encodes 584 amino acids. The transcript is spliced from 9 exons. Gene Ontology annotation, molecular function: DNA binding; DNA-directed DNA polymerase activity.
UCCUGUCCUAGGUAGUGAUGGUGUCUGAGUGUUAAACAGCUGUCACAUCCCACCCCAGAAGUGGCUGCAUUUCAGUGCUGGAGGAAUGUGUUCCUUGGUCUAACCUGGGAAGUGCCUAUAAGUGAGUGGAACGUUAACUGCCUGCCCAGGGAGGGGACACCCUGUAGUGAUAAUCCAUGGAGCCCAGGGGAAUCGUCAAAGCCUUUCCAAAGAGGAAGAAGAUGAGGGAUGACUCAGAGAGGAAGGUCCCUCCAAAGGUCCCGAAAGAGGAGGAAACGGGGAGCACUGAAGAGUGGCUGAAGCCGAUCACAGCCUACGUGCUGCCAGCGGGCAUCGGGCGGGCCAGGGCAGAGAUCUUUCACAAGCAGAUUGCCCAGAAGGGGGGUCGCGUCCGCAGCCAGCUCUCCUCAGAGGUGACGCACGUCAUAGUGGCGGAAGACAUGGACUGCGACCGGGCCUUUCGCCUCCUGAGACUGGCGAGGCUUCCCCCGGGGAUCCAGCUGGUGAAGGCAGCCUGGCUGAGCUUAUGCAUUAGAGAGCAGAAGCUGCUGGAUACCACUGGGUACAGCAUCUUCAUCCCAGACAGCUCCAUGUUGGCCCCUGGCAGGUACCUGGAGGAGGGGGAUCUGCAAAAGGGGGAACAGCAGCUCUUGGGCAGUGAGACUGUCCAACCCGUGCCAGGGAAGGAAGCGCUGGAGCUGAAGGCUGAAGCACAGACAGGAGCCGUAUUGCCCCAGGGCCCAGCCCGGGAGCAAAGCCUUCAAACCCAGAGGGUCUCUGGUGAUGAAGGCAGCGAAGGGGAAGAGACCAACGUCACCCAGGGAGACCUGGAAGCACUAAUUUCAGGCCGUUGCCCAGACACCUCAUCGGGGCCGUCCAGUGGCAGCUGUGCCACAGUGCCCCCAGCUGCUGGCAAGUGGGUUUGUGCUCAGUCCUCUGACAGCAAGAAAGAGAAUCACAACUGGCACAUCACAGAGAAGCUGGAAGUGCUGGGAAAAGCCUACACCGUCCAGGGGGACAAGUGGAGGGCUCUGGGCUACUCCAAAGCCAUCAAUGCACUCAAGAGCUACCACAAAGCAGUCACCUCUUACCAGGAAGCCUGCAAGAUUCCUGGGAUCGGGAAGGGGAUGGCAGAGAAGAUCCUGGAGAUCUUGGAGAGCGGCCACCUGCGGAAGCUGGACCACAUCAGCGAGAGCGUGGCCGUGCUGGAGGCCUUCUCCAACAUCUGGGGAGCGGGAGCCAAGACAGCCCAGCUGUGGUACCAACAGGGCUUCCGGACCCUGGACGAUAUCCGCACCAAGGCUCCUCUGACCAGCCAGCAGGCCGUAGGGUUGAAGCACUACGAAGACUUCCUGGCGCGUAUGCCACGAGAGGAGGCUGCAGAAAUAGAACAGACUGUGCGAGAAGCAGCCCGGUCCCUGAACCCCGGGCUGGUGUGUGUGGCGUGCGGCUCGUACCGACGGGGGAAGGCCACCUGCGGCGACGUGGACGUCCUGGUUACCCACCCUGACGGGCAGUCUCACCGCGGCGUCUUCGGCAAGCUGCUUGACAGCCUCCGGCGGAGCGGUUUCCUGACCGACGACCUGGUGAGCCAAGAAGACAGCAGCAGCCAGAAGAAGUACCUGGGCGUGUGCCGGCUGCCCGGGCCCGGCCGGCGCCACCGGCGCCUCGACAUCAUCGUGGUGCCCCACGCCGAGUUCGCCUGCGCCCUCCUGUACUUCACCGGCUCGGCCCACUUCAACCGCUCCAUGCGAGCGCUGGCCAAGAGCAGGGGCAUGAGCCUGUCGGAGCACGCGCUCCACACGGCCGUGGUGCGCGCCCCCGGCGGCCGCAAGGUGGGGCCCGGCCUCGUCCUGCCCACGCCCACCGAGAGGGACGUCUUCACGCUGCUGGGGCUGCCCUACCGGGAGCCCACCGAGCGGGACUGGUGAUGGGGGGGGGGCAGCCCUUUCCUUCCUGCCCUCCAGGCACCCCGCAGGCCCCAGCGCCCUGGUGGGGUAGGGGGUUCCCUGUCAGACACUGAAGGGGGGCACUCCUCCUCCUCCUCCUCCUCCUCC